CCUCGUAGAAGGCGGGGCAGCGCGGGUCCUCGGGCCACAUUGCGAUGGCUGCGGGUGGUGGCGUCGCUUCUACCGAGAGGCUGCGUUACGCCGAGUACUCGCCUUCCGGGAAACGGCCGGACGCCGACCUCGACUACGGACUGGCAAGAAGUUUGAUAGCUGUAGGUCUGGGUGUUGCAGCUCUUGCAUUUGCAGGUCGAUAUGCAGUUCAGAUCUGGAAACCUCUAGAACAAGCAGUCACAGACACUGCAAGGAAGAUUUCAUCUCCUAGACUUUCAUCCUACUAUAAAGGAGGAUUUGAACAGAAAAUGAGCAGGCGAGAAGCUAGUCUCAUUUUAGGUGUAAGUCCAUCUGCUGGCAAGGCCAAGAUUAGAAUGGCUCAUAGGAGAAUCAUGAUUUUGAAUCACCCAGACAAAGGUGGAUCUCCUUACUUAGCAACCAAAAUCAAUGAAGCAAAAGACUUGCUAGAAGCAACCACCAAACAUUAAUUGGUAUUCAAGAGCCAUGCUGAAGGAAAAAUAGGGGUCUUAAAACAAUAGUCCUGCAAAUUAAUCUAAAAUAUGGUCUUGAUUUUCAUACACAUAUUGACCAUAACCUUUUCUUCCAUCCUUAAACUACAUAAUAAUAAAAGAGUAAUAGACUUGCUUUUUAUUUUCUUAAA
Messenger RNA from Sciurus carolinensis (gray squirrel), 661 nucleotides. RefSeq names its product DnaJ heat shock protein family (Hsp40) member C15 (gene Dnajc15). The coding region runs from base 45 to 488 and encodes 147 amino acids. Gene Ontology annotation, molecular function: ATPase activator activity. Gene Ontology annotation, biological process: protein import into mitochondrial matrix. The transcript has 6 exons. The record is from RefSeq and is a predicted model, not a curated record. Gene Ontology annotation, cellular component: PAM complex, Tim23 associated import motor. NCBI's taxonomy places the organism in Eukaryota, Metazoa, Chordata, Mammalia, Rodentia, Sciuridae.